GGGUACUUGGUCCAGAACGCGGGAGAAGCAGAGUCGAAGACCUGGUGGAGGGAGGGCCCGCCGUGGCCGCCUGGAGGACGGACGGACCGGCGGGCGGAGAGCGCUCCCGCUCCCGCCUCCGCUCCCGUUCUCCCUCCGGGCGGCCGCGGCGGGGACGGAGGCGCUGGGGACAGUUCAGCUCGACGGGAGUUCUUUCCAGCCUGAGCCUAUUGUUACCAGCAUGGGGGAGCAGCCUGAGGCUCCCCUUGAAAAACCCGAAGAAGGAAAGAGAGCAAAGAUCCCUGAAGACCACCACUGGCACUCUCGAAGCUACACCCUUGGGGCCAUUUCCAGCUUCCUGUCUACGUUUGUGACCUUUCCCAUCUACAAGGUUGUGUUCCGCCAACAGAUCCAUGCCGUAUCUGUACCAGAAGCCGUCAGUCAACUGCACCAGGAGGGUCUUCACCGAUUCUACCGGGGAAUCUACCCACCCCUUCUGGCCAAGACCCUUCAGGGGACCCUGCUCUUUGGCACCUAUGACAACCUGCUCCAGGCUCUCUCUCCUACAGGACCCUCCAGGCUAUGGCAGCGCUGGGUGGCUGGGUUCCUGUCCGGGGCAAUGGAAGCUGUGGUGCUGACCCCCUUUGAGCGAGUACAGAAUGUUCUACAAGAUGGACGGAAGGAUGCCCGCUUCCCCAGCACUUCCAGCAUCCUUCGGGAAUUCAACUCCUACGGCUUCUGGGAACGACUGGCCUUGGGCUACUAUCAAGGCUUCCUUCUGGUCCUCCUGAGAAACAGUCUGGGAAGUGCCCUCUACUUCUCUUUCAAAGAUCCCAUCCGAGACAGCCUGGCAGAACAAGGUUUGCCCUGCUGGGUCCCAGCCCUAGUGUCUGGUAGUGUCAAUGGGACCCUCACGUGCCUACUGCUUUAUCCCCUCAGUGUCCUAGUUGCCAACAUGCAGUCACAGGUAGGUUGUCAGGAAGCACCAGGCCUGUGGGCUUCGGCUCAGGCUGUUUGGGAGGGUCGGGGCCGAAAGCUGCUUCUGAUCUACCGAGGUGGCUCUUUGGUCAUCCUACGUUCCUGUGUGACCUGGGGACUUACCACUGCUAUCCAUGAUUUCUUGCAGGAAAACAAAUGCCCCAGGGUGGAAGAGAGUGACUGAUUAGCCUCAGAGGCAUCCCAGAGGGUGUUAGGACUGUGUUCUUACAGCCUGGGUCAACAAAAGGCCAAUAACUCACCUCUGGGUCUGUGAAGUAACUCAUUUGCUUCUGGUCCUAGAGAAACAAGAGCAGUAAUUCAGUUAGUCAUUUUGAGAUGAUUGGUAGUGAGAGAAAUUCCCAGCAAUCAGAUUAUCAAUUAUUUUAUCAUGUAGUAUUAACAUCAGUAUGUUGGUGCGGUCAUCGCUGUGGGCACCCUCCCUUACACUGAUACAGAAUGAAGAUUUCCAUUAACUUGGCAGAUGAUCUCUGAGAGUUGACGUAGCCAAAACAAUCAAUCACACUGCUGCCAACCUGGCAAUGAGCCUCUCCGAACAGAGCAAGACUGUUGCUCCUACGACAGGUAUGAAGUCUAGCACCAGGCCCCUACCCGAAGCCUUCACAACUGGGGAGGAUCUUCUGGAAGAACCUAGGCUCAUUGCCAUGCCAUGAAGAGGCAUCACCGGAGGACUCCAGGGAAGAAUAGAGCUGGCAUCCAUGUUAUUUUUCUGCUAUCAACAAAGCCACACAGCAUUCCUUGGGUCAGAGAAGGAUCUCACCCCUUCCAUCCACAGCUUUGGUUCCCUCAUCCUGACCCUGACCUUGAGGAUGACCCAACUUUCAGAAGUGACUGGAAACAAGGAUGUGCCCUGAGUUCUCAAGGAUUUUCAAGAAAGCAAUUGAGAAGAGUGAAAGAAUGUGUUGUGGCAAGUCCAGCUGAGGGGCUAAGGGAGUAAGACCCACAGUUUCAAAGGACCAUCCUUGACAGUAGAAGGAUCCCUAUGGUAACUCUGGUAAAUGAACAGAUCACCUCAUUUCAGCAAACACCUUUUGAGUCCCAGGCACUGAGCUAGGUGUUAAGAAUGCAAGGAAAAGAAAAAAUCGUCUCUUGACCGGAAGAAGCUUACAUGGGGGGAGGGGGGAGGGGAUGGGGAGCAUGGGGGGGUUGUGGGUGGGGGGUGGGUGGAGUAGAGAUAAAACAGGCAUUUGUCACUGUGAUCACUUCUAGGAGUGGUUUCAAGUUGGUUAAGAUCUAGAAAGUCCUGCCACUUGUGGGUCCUAGUGCCCAUGCUAGGGUAGAGGCUGGGCCCAGAGCCUUUCUGGGCUAAGUUGAUCUGAAUUGUUUGUACCCCAAAGGACAACCAGGGUUGAAGAGAAGUGUUCACCAGAGGGAAUAGAGUAAGGUUUGGGGGGUUUAGAGGGUAAAUGAGUAAAUAGUUGGGGAAGAUUUUAAAAACUUUUGUAAAUUUUGUCAUAUAAAAGGACAUGCAAAUAAGACAAAUUAAUCUUAUUUGCCAAAAACUGUUGGUCUGGAGUCACACUACCUGGGGCCUAAUUCCCAGUGUUCUGCUGCUUUUUACCCAUGGAGGAAAUCACUUCACAGUUCUGGUGUAGCUAACCUCUGAAGUUCCAACUCUAAAUCCAGAAUCCAGUGAUGUUAGGCACUGUUUUAGAACAUGUCAUCAUGGCCUUUCAUUCUCUCCUCAGUCAUUUCCUCUUCCCCUUUCCUCGAACCACUACCAGCCCAGAAGCCUGUCAUGAACACCACAUUGGACAUCUGCAGUCUCCCAUCCCACAGGCAGUUUUGAUAGGAGGACUCUGGCAUUGCUGUGUUUCCUGUUAAGGCAUUUGAGUGCCAACAAGAUCUCUGGAAAUCAGAGGCCUGUAUCCAUCUGAGGAGCACUAAUUCAACUGCUGAUCUGAACCCAAGAUUCCGCAUCUGAGGUCCAGUGGACUUUGCCUCAGUCCCAUUUGGUGAGGCAGCCUGAGGACAGUGACAUUCAAUUCAGUUCAUUGUACGAGUAUUUGUUAAGCCCUGUGCUCAGCAUCCACUGGCCAAUGGAACUAGACUGAAACCCAACACAGUCCCUGCCCUGAAGGACAGCACAUCAUGCCAUUUGUACUCCUUUCUGCAAGAAAGGAAGAAAGAUAGGGUGGGGCAGGGCGGGUGAUAGGUUGGGAAGAGUGCGGGUAAGAAGGAGCUCGCUCCAGCUCUAGCUCCCAUUCUGUCAGAAGGGGUGUAAGGAGGAGGCUAGGGACCCUGGUCACCAGGAUCCAAGCUCUGGCUCAGCCUAGGCAGAAGGUGGGAAGCCAAACAAUCUAGUGAGGCGGUCUCCUCAUUGCCAACUAGAGGGGCCCUUUAUGUUCCAUGUGACAGCAUAUUUUGUUUUCCCAGGAGCAGCGAGCAUCAUAACGACCAGAGGGAGGAGCAGGGGCAAACUUGAUGCAAAAUUGAACAUUUCCAACCAGCUAGGAGUCUCGAGAAAGGGGACUGGCAGAGCGAGCUUAGAAUCAGCUUAGAAUUCUCUGCUCAGUUGCUUGUCCUGAGUGAUGAGGCUGCAGUUCUAGAAGGCCUGGGAGGUGGAGAGGGCAGGGGGAGAGGGGUGCCACUGAAUUUUAGCAACCUGGCUGAAAGAACUGGGGCCUGGGUAGGAAAGGAGACUUGGUUCUAGUCCCUGAUAUGAUAGGAACCCUCCAGAAAAUGGAGAAUUUGACAAGGUCCUCUCUGAGGCCUCUUCCAGCUCAAAAAUCUAUGUCAAGUUAAUGAAAAUUGGGCUCCCUUUGUUCCCACCUUUGCUCAGCCUCAGUUUCAGUAAGAGUGAAAUAAGUCUUUCUCUGGAACCUCGGGCAAGGCAGUUUUCUCCUCUAUAACAAAUGAACAAGUUGGACGAGAAUGAAGGGGUUCUAAUCUACAGUCUGUGACCUUGCUUUUUGUUUUGAAUGUUUUGAUAACUGUUCUUGGAUAUCACUGGUUUCCUUUGUAAUUGUGUGCUCUAUUUUCUUCAUUUGACAACAUUCUUCAACAAGACCCAAGGAGGCUUCAUCAGACUGCCAAAGGGGAGAGGAGGAAUGCAUAGCAUUACAGAUGGGUGAUUUGAGGGCUCUGCUGAAAGCCCUUUUAACUCCAGCAUCUGUCUGUUUGUUGGGAUACCAUUUCACGUUCUACCUCCAUCCCCUCCCUUCAAAUCAGGCUUUUAGAACUUAGCAUUCUGGGAAUUGAGUCACUGCCACAGAGACAGUAUUUGCACUCCACUCUUGUAGAUUCUUAAGGCCAGACUUCUAGCCACUAAACUAUGCUGCUUCUCUAGCAUCUUGUUAUAAAAAGCAAUUAGUUAAAAUGUGAAACCACCAAAUGACCCAUUUCUUGAUGGGGGGGGGAGAUGGGCCACUCCAGCAACAAAGAGUUUCUUGGGGUCCCUGAGGAGAUAGCAUGUGGCAGCAAAGUCAAACUUCCUUAGAAGUCUCCAUUUGGACUCAAUUCCUGACCCUGUCCCCAAGGGCUGCUCCCCCUCCAGGGCACUAUCCCUAUUUCCAGCACACCCCCUGUCACUACCAUCAUUAAACUAGAUUCUCACCACCAGAUCCGUGGCACUGUCAAAAGCUUAGCAUCAUAAAUGGAGGUGGUUUUAUCAGUGGAAAGGCCACUAAAGAAGAUGUAUUAUCAUCUGUUUUACCAUUGCAUUCUAAGAAGCACUGGGCUUUUCCAUCUGCCCUGCUGCUGAAUCUCCUAUAUAUGUUGUCUCACCUGAUUAGAAUAUGAGUUCUACGAAAGCAAGGAUUGUCCUGCUUUUCUAUUUAUUCCAAGGCGCAGCGCUUGGAACAUAGUAAGUGCUUAAUAUAAGUUUUUCCAUUCAAUUGUUUACUCAUUCAUUCAUUUACUCACUCAUUCAUUCAUUCACUCACUCAUUCAUUUACUCAUUCACUCACUCAUUCAUUCAUUCAGUCUAUCAUUCCAGGAACUGGAUAACAUGAUUGCUAAGCUCCCUUCUGGCUCUAAUAGUCUAGGAGUCUUUCAUUUUGCUUAGCACAGUGCCUGGUACAUAGCUGAUGCUCUUAAUAAAAUACUUAUUCAUUCUAAUCAUAUCUUUCUCAGGAGUUGAAAGCUGGCUUUCAAUUUAAUGUCUUCAUAGUAGACAUCGGGUGGUACUCUUGUCAAAAGGUUUCCACCUUCCAUCCCUUGAGUUUUGAUGACUGUGUCAAGAUGCUUUUUUGGCAGGUGCUAUUCCCUUCCUUAUGCCAGAAGAAACAUCUCCAUCCCUCAGUCCCAUUUCACAGUCUCGUGCAUCAUGGUCAGGGUUUUUUCCAUUCAGUUUUAUUUUCUUUCAACUAUCAAGCCAUUUCUUUCUUCGCCCUUAACUUCCCAAUCCCCUGAAAAGACAAAGAAAUCCCUUGUAACAGCUUUUCAGCCAAGCAAGACAAAUUCUCAUCCUGGCCAAGCCCAUUGCCCCUGUCAGGAGGUGGUUAGCCUGCCUCAUCAUCUGUCCUCCAGAAUGAUGGCUGAUCAUUCCAAAUUGUUCAUUCUUUAAACCAUUCUCCUGGUUUGUUCACUUCACUAUGAAUUAGCUCAUACCACUCUUCCCCGGUGUCUCUGAAACCAUCCCUUUCAUCAUCUCUUAUGGCACAAUAGUAUUCCAUUACCUUCAUGCACCAUAUUUGUUCAGCCAUUCCCCAAUGAACGGGCAUCCCCUUAGCUUCCCAUCUGUGGCUACUACCAAAAAAAAGGAUUUGUACAUAUAGGACGAUUGUUGAGAAAUGCCAAAUUGGUGACCCAGCACAUGGCAGAAAGCAGACUUUUGUCUUGGACCCCCCUUUGGCCAGUUGGUGAAGUAUACAGACCUCUUCUUAGAAUGCAUGCACAAAUGUAGGGUAUUACAAGGGAAACCAGUUAUAUUGAAAUACAGUCAUCAAAAUCAUUUUGUAAAGUUCACAGACACCAGAUUAAGAACCCGUGGUAGAGACGUGUUGUCAGUGAAAUCCCAAGUGUGUCGGUGUGAUGUGUGCAUGGGGAGCCCCAUCCCUCCAGCUCUAUCUGCUUUGAAGCAAGGUUUUGCCUGUGGCAGGGACAGUCCAGUGAUGAGCUCAUUUGGAGGUGUACAAAUAGGAUGCCACCUGGAAGCUUGUGGUUUUCACUAAUUAUUCUUGUGCAAAACAGAUAGGUGGGUGUAGUGAGCAGUUUUAGGCUUGGAGCCUGGAAGAUCUGGGUUCCAGUCAUGCUUCUAACACUUGUUAACUCUUUGACCAUUGGCAGAUCAUAACCUUUCAAUGCUCCUGAGAAUCUCUUGCGUUUUUUCUUAGUUACAGAGCUGUGUUCCACCUCAGAAAAGUUGCCUCCACCAAAUGGUUGAGAUCACAAGGCCAAUUAAAAGAAAUCCUGGAUUUGACCUAUCAUAGUUGUCCGAUGCAGCCAUGCUCUCUAAAUUUUGCCAUGGGGAGGUCAAGCACCCAGGCCCUAGCUGUAAAAGCCAAUGGGGUCCAUGUGGGUUUGCAUUAAAAAAAGGACAGCUUUCAGGAAUAGGAAGGCAAUGGUCCUCUGAUCUCAGCAAGUUUCAUCUUGAGUAGCAUACUUCAGUUUGGGGAAAGGCAGUGAGAACCUGCAGAGUGUCCAGACUGGAGCACCACUGGGAUCUUAGCUGAAGGAAGACUGAGGGGAGAAGGCGGUGGGACAUGAUAGCUGGGCUGUCAGGUGGAAGCAGGUUUGGUCUUGCUCUGGUCCCAGAGGGUGGAGGCAGGAAUGGCAGUGGAGGGAAGCUAGAGAGAUGCAAAGUCAGACUGAGCAUGCAGGGAAAACUUGCCAACUGUCGGCAGUGUAAGGAAGAGCGCUUUUCCUCACUGGAGGAUGAGGAUGACCAGAUUCUAGUGGAAGGACUCUUGAACUGUGAUUCUGCAUGGCUGUAGAGGAGCCAGAGACUGGAGGCUGCCUGGAAGCUUUGUGUGCUGAGGGAACAGGAAAGUAGCUAGACACAUGGAUGCAGAAGGCUCUGUGCUCAGGCCCUGAGCAGCACUGUCCAGGGGCCAGAGUACUGGAGUUGGUUUGGAGUUCAGGACUUGGAUUCGAGUCUAACUAUAGUUAAUACCUGAGCCUUGGGGGCAUGUCACCUGGUCUCCGGGGACCUCAGUUUCCUUUUCUAUAUAAGGAGGAGGUUGGACUAUAUAGGGAUGGUCUCUGAGGUCUUUUCCAGCUCAGCAUCUCGAAUCCUAGGUCCUAUGUGAGAGGGAAUCAGAGGAGGGCUGAACUGAGGAAAGCAGGGAAGGUAGCAACAAUCCUUUAGUAUAACUGGGGCUCUUUGAUGUUCACACAAAUGAGGGCAGUGGAGGUGGAGGGAGGGAAGUGAUUGGGCCCAGGUGAGAGGGGGAGCAGUCAGUCUCAGUCCUGGGCUGUGAUGGGCCUAGUGCCCCCAUAGCAUUGGAGGGGGGGUUGUGGGCCCAGUCCAGCUCCUGUUCCAGCUCCCCUGAUCCUGCUAUAGCUCUCACCAUCUCCUCCAACGACUCAAAGACUGCAACAGCCGCAGCAGCAGCAGCAGCAGCAGCAGCAGCAGCAACAGUAACAGCACGCCAGGCACAAGGCACCCAGUAUAACAGGUGAGUUUGGUGGCCGGGAUGGUUGGAUGGCCUGAUGGGCUUGGGGACCCUGGCUCACUGUCUCCGCUGCCCCCCUCCCUCCACUGCUGCUGUUGACCAUGUGCAGAAGGGAUGGGUCAGGGCAGGGGGUAGAGGGCAGUGUGCUUCGAUAGCUCAGCUCCCCUCUCCAUUGUGGGCUAUCAAACGAACUUGGGCUGUAGGCCCCAAGGAGAUUCUGUGGUGUGCCUGGAAUCCGUGGCCUGGGAUAUGGACCAGGGAGAUAACUCCAAAGCCCAGCCCAGUGCUGAGGAGGGAAGCAAAGGUGCAGCAGGUGGGGAAGAGGCUUGCCUCUUCUCAAUGGAGUUUUCCCCCUCAGUUAUCCUCACUGAUAGCUUCCACUUUAGGGGAGCAACCCCCCUUAGAGAUGGUCAGAGAUAACUGUCAGUGGGCACUCUGCCUCAACAGAACUGCCAUUUCCUCAGCCCUCAGAGGUAGGGUGGGACAUUGCUGAUUGGCUGACAGCUGGAGGGGCUAGCCCCCUGGUGAGGAUGGUGUGGCCAUGUGGGCAUGGCCAAGGCAGCUGGCACAGCUCCCCUCCCCUGGGAGGCCCAUUUGUCUCCUGAGAAUUCUUACCUUCCCACCUGCCUGGAAACAUCCAAAGACACUGCAGCCACAUGCCUGCCCAACCUGGAGCAGAGUGUCUAGCUCAGAAACUCAAAAGGCAUGAGUGCUCCCUGCCAAGUCUAAAAGAAGCCCGGUGACUGCAAAAUGUCCGCCUCCUCUGAGUUUGGGGUUCUUUGAGCACUUCUUUACUCCUGGCUCAAAGUAUCAAGGAGGCCCAAGGCCCAGCUCUGCUUCCACAGCCCUUCUCUCUUGGACAUUAGCUAGCAGGCUUUUGGGAGUCCUUGAGAAUGGCCUGUCUUGCCAGACGACAAUGAAAGAUUGCUUAUUCUUCCUAGCCGAAAUGUGUGACAAACCAGACCUCUCCAAGGUGGAAAAAAUUGACCAGAAAAAGCUGAAAAUAGCAGCAUGAAGGAGAAGAAUACUAUUCCUUCCAAGGAAAGUAAGUCAUGGGCAAGGGCUAUGUUGGCAGUUAGCACAUUCCAUUCCUCCCCUAAGGCCAGCUUCCUCCUCUGGGAAUCAAUGGGCCUGGGAAGCCAAGUCUCCCAAUCCCCCUGAGCUCUGUGCUUGCAAAAGCAGAGAGCCAUAGGUAGCCAUACCCUAGAAGCUUCCUUUGCUCCCAGAUGGCAGGUCUCACUUAUGUAAAAUCACAUCUUUCCUAAAAACCAAAAAAAAAAAAGCCAAAGCCCAGAUCAGAGGGUGGAAAGACCUGAGAAGUUCUGCUCAAUAACAAUAGAAAAAACUUCUGUCUUCAUGAAUUCAGACCAUUCCAGUCUUUGCUUACCAACAUUUGGGAGAAAAGGGAAAUUUGUCCUGCUGCUUAACCCUAACCAGUUGAACUGGUGAGCUGUGGGCCUGCCUAACUCUGUCCUUUUCUUUCAGCCAUCAAGAAGAGAAGGAAAGCGAAAGCGAUAAGUCUUCCUAGGGAUGGGGCGUCCCUUCCCAGCAACAGAAUCGAGUGCUUCCAGAGUUUAUUGUUUCGCCUUUAAUAGUGUUCGUUUGCUUCGCUGUUUAGGCAAAAUUUAGGCUGCCUUCAUCUCUUUACCCAGUGUUACCUAACCACCCUCCACCCUGUGCUUAUCUGAAGAGGGACACAGUCAUGGAAGGGCCCUAAGAACGGUGUUAACCACAACCAAAGUGUUAACCAAGAAAGCCUGUAAAUGUGCUGACAUUUAUCAUACCUUAGGCUUAAUAUGCCUCAUUUCACGUCCCCUUCCCCUCCCUGCUCCACUCCAUUUUUCUGUGCAUUGCUUAGAGUGAUGAAUGUUUUUUUCCUUGACUUUACAGUUAUUCAAUUUUCUUCUAUACUUAAUAUAUUAUCUAAUAAGAAAUAAAUGUUAUGGAUUGUGGUGGAAA
Molecule: messenger RNA, 9491 nt
Organism: Monodelphis domestica (gray short-tailed opossum)
Lineage: Eukaryota; Metazoa; Chordata; Mammalia; Didelphimorphia; Didelphidae
Source: RefSeq, a predicted model, not a curated record